Messenger RNA from Papaver somniferum (opium poppy), 1122 nucleotides. RefSeq lists its product as uncharacterized. Bases 1 to 1122 code for a protein of 373 amino acids. The record is from RefSeq and is a predicted model, not a curated record. Lineage: Eukaryota; Viridiplantae; Streptophyta; Magnoliopsida; Ranunculales; Papaveraceae. The transcript has a single exon.
AUGAAUGGACCAUAUGAUCCACAACGAGAAGUAUGGCCAUCGCAGCCAGAAGCAUAUCAUGUGCUCAAGAGGUUCAAGAGCGUGCGAGAGAUGGGACAGUUCAGGAAUGCCGAGAAACAAUUAAAUCCAGAAAGUUACGCGAGAAACCGGAUAGACAAGAUUAACGAACAGUGCAAAAAACAUCAACGAGAAAAUCGUUAUAUUGAAAUCAACUGGAUUUACAAUCAUGUUCUGGCCGGUGAGUGUUCUAUGCCUGAUGCUUAUCCUGAUGUAGUUGAUUUCGCAUGGUUUCUCGGAGAAAAACAAAAAGAAGUUCAACAUAAAUUGGCAAAUCUCAAUAACGCUCCACCACCAGUAGUACAAACUACAGCCGAUGGUAGAAAUGCUGAUACCACUGCGAUUCCCAGUAACCCUAGCAAUAAUUUUAUUAAUACUAAUGUUGAUGUUGAUGUACUUGAGAUUAAUGGAUCUGGUAUAAAUGGUGGUACUGUUACUGGAGGGGAUAUGUAUGUUGGAGUCGUGAACCAUCAUAAUCAAGGUGGUGGUGUUAUUAUUAAUGGUACUGGUGGACAAGAAAUGUUGUCAUCAGAUGCGGCCAUGGGAGCCUUAAAAAGCCAACCAUUUUUCAUGGAUGUAACGAGCCCACCUUCUGUUGUUCAAUCUGGUGACCAAUUAAUGGUGAAUUAUCUUGAAGGCUAUCCAAACAAUGAUCAGAUGCUGAUGCAGCUGGGAGGAGUUUCAAUACCAUCUUACAAUGAUGGUACCCUGGAAGAACUCGCCGCCAAUAGUCAGAUGAUGAUGCCUACCAAUAACUCUAGUGUUCAAAAUAAUAAUCAAAUGAUGAUGCAGCUGGGAGGAGUUCCAAGACCAUCUUAUAAUGGUGGGCACGAAGACAUCGUUCUCGCGACCAAUAAUCAGAUGAUGAUGUCUUCCAACAACUCUUAUGUUGAAAAUAAUACUCAAAUGAUGCAGCUCGGAGGAGUUCCAAGACCAUCCUACAACGGUGGGCUUGAAGACAUCGUUCUCGCCUCCAACAAUCAGAUGAUGAUGUCUGCUGCCAAUAACUCUAUAUAUCCCUAUGAACAAUAUCCAUUCAACCUUGAACAAUUUUUAGAUGAUUAA